CUAGAUGACCUCGUGAGGUCCCUUCCAACCCUGAUAUUCUAUGAUACUAUGAAGUCAUGAGCAAAAAGUUAAUUAUCUAGUAAAUAAGCAAUAUAUCAUUCACUAUUCUCUAAUAUACUAAAACUGUACAAUCAAUAAGAAUCUGAAAACAUUAAAUGAAGUAAUUGCUUAAGUACACGUAUAUAGUUAUAGUGUACUCUACUAGAUAGCAAAAAAGUACCAAAUCUAGAAUAAAGGCUCUAAUUAGUUGUAAAUCAAUAUGUUUUAAUGAUUAUAUCAACCAAUGAGACUGCACUUUUCUUUAGAAAAGAACUGAAGUACAAAUAGAAAAGUUGAUUAAAAUCAGUGAUUUAAAUCAUUAUAAUUUAAAUCAGCCCACCCUGACUCCCUCCCACAUUCCCCAAAUACCCCCCCAAAAUACCCUCUCCCACAACAGGCCUGCACGUACAUCCCAAAUGCUCCCUCCCACACCAUCUCUAAAAUAUUCCUUCCCAGCACACAUACACACGCACCCAAAAUACCUCCUCCCAGUGCACUUGUGCACAGAAAAAAAUAGCUCCCUGCUCAUGUGCAUGCACACUCCCACACAGCAAAAUACCUUAUCCCAGCACUCAGCAAAACACCUCCCUCUCAGCAUGCACAUGUAUCCUGUCAACGUACACACACAGCAAAACACCCUCCUCUCUGGACACAUACACCCUCCCCAGACACUGUAAAAUUCAUAGUAAAAUACCCUCUCCCAGCUGUGCAUGGUCCUUCCCAGACACACACACACACACACUCUCUCUCUCUCUCUCUCACACACACACAUAUAUAUAUAUAUAUAUAUAUAAGCAGCAAAAUCCAUUGUUGUAAAAAGAUACUUUUCUUUCCCACAGCAAAUGAGCAUGGGUUUCUUGCGGGGGCAGAUAUGGCAUUUAAAAUGUUAGUCCAUGGUACUGAAUAAGGAAGACAAGGAGAACAAAGUUUGAAAUUAUGUGUAUGUUUGGGGUAGCGGGAAUUUCAUUUUUCUGGUCAGUAAUUAGUGAAAUAAUACCAGGUUCUUUGGGAUGGAGGAUACAUUUUGGUAUUGAGCAUGUGACAUUCUUUAUGAUCAGGAACACUAGAGGAAAGGCAAUGUGGUGGUGUGUAGGAUACAGGAUUGGGGACUCAGGUGACCUAGAUUCUAAUCCUGAUUCUGCCUCUACAUUCAUUUGUGACCCCCGGUUAGGAAUUGUUAAACCCUGAGUCCCAGCCUGGAGUUUCCAGCAUCUAGGCUGUGGGCCCAAGUCCAACCAACCAUAUCUCAGACUUCUUAGCGCCCUCCCAAAAUGUGGCUGCUCUAGCCCUUUGUUCAUGGUGCAGUGUGGGAAAACUUUACUGGCCACCAAACUUGACUGUCCAGAGGACAAAGAAAGUUGGCCCAUGGGAUACUUUUGGCAGACUCCCGGAGCAUGCAUCUACUAGGGCUGUGUCUAUACUGCAAAGCAAGAGGGUUUGAAUCCAGAGCCCCGGCUUGACUCGGGCUCAGACCCUCCAUCCUGGUGGGGUCCUGGGAGCCUGGGUCUAAGUCCUCUGUUAGUGCGAUUUGUGUGUAGACAGAAGGGAGGUUAGGCUUGAGCCUGCAGUGUGGACAUACUCUAUUAAAUACUGCCACAUUCCAUAUGCCUGUAGCAAACUCUUAUCUUACCGUCCUCUCCCAGUCUGCCUGCUUCACAAACAUCACCUUGGACAGAAAAAGCAUUUUAACAGCUUUCUUGGGAUAGCCAUAGUAAAAUGCACUCUCCCCACACCCCUUGGUUUCUUGGUUGAGUGCAUUCUCUAUGCCUUUAAAUGCCUUUGGAGGAGUAGGGAGAAACAUCAGGAUAUUGUCCUAACUCACUAUAUACCGUAACAAGAUUGUGCACACUUUAAACACUGUCAAUAGCAAAUCUUUAUUUUCAACUUUUGUCAAAACAAUAUAGCUUGACAAGUGAAACCACUAAUAUAGAUGCAGCUGUGCUCUAAUAUUACUGCAUAUUUGUCUGAACUUAGAGAUGACAGAGCUUUCUAGUUUAGUUACUGAAAUGACAAUAGGACUUAACCCAUAUAACAGCAAAACUGCCAAGUAUCCUCCUUUGAUUGCUUAUAUGGGAUUAAGUUUGGGUAGCUCAUAUUUUGAGGAAAAUAAACUAUUAUUGUUAUUUUGAGUCACUGAUGUAAGAAAUAGGUUGUAUACUAAAGGACGAUUUCAACCCUGGGAUAAAUGUGUGCUCCUCUCUAUGGGCUUUCUACAGGUAUGGUAAUGGUCAAGUUUUAAGCAUGUGUGCAAAGAUUAUGCAUGGAAGUCUCAAUCUUUUAAGUUCCAAGCUUCCUAUAGACCUCAGGGACAUGAACUUCUAAGGACUUUGCAGAGAUCUGAUGCACAGACCUCAACUACUCUUGAGUGUCUUGGUGGACCUGAGUCAGUGUAGUAUAAGUGAAAGAAAAUAUUCUAAUCAAGGAGGGUGCCGGUAGCACCAGGAGAGAGGUUCCACUGUCAGAUUUUCCAUCCAACUUCCUUCAUUUGUGCAUGUAACUUCAAAUGUUGAGACUUUAUUUAAAAACAAAACCCACCCCUCCAGACAAUGACAAACUAUCUGGUCUUAGAAUGGUAAAUCAGCUAGCUCACAUAAUAACUCUUUGGGGUUCUUUAAAGUAAGUUUAGACCCUACAUUUUAAAAUAUUUGAAAAAAACUCUUUAUGAUGACCCUUCAGAAGCCUGAAAUGGUUUCCCUGCCAAACCCUUCUUUCUCUAUUGUAUGAACGCUUUAUUAAUUGUAGGGUCGCUGAUGACUGUGCACCUUGAGUCUAAUUAAAUAAAAAAAUACAUGACUUUGCAAACAAAUGAAAGGAUAGUUUAAAAAUUAGGGCUGCCAACCCUGACUUAGGUCUUUUUAACUAAUGAAUAGAGGUUUGUUUUUUCUUUUUUCCCCAUUUUCUCAGAAUGGCUGCUCUUUGCCUAAGGAAAUUAAUACAUCAAGCCACAAGGAAUGAAACUAGUUGCAUAAGUAAAUACUUGGACAUUCCUUUGGUGCAAACCAUGCAAAAGACAACAUUCUCUCAAGCACUGAUGGUGAUGGCUGGUGCUAAAAGGAGACUUAUGUUUGUACCUACAAAAUCAUUUUGUACAACUGAAGAAGCUGAAAAGAAACCAGAAGGAAAGAAAAAAACAAAUGCCCAAAGACCAUUUGGAAGCAUUGGGAGGAAAAUUCCUCAGCAGAUCAUUCAUGUAAUUAGUGAAAAUGGAAACAGCUUAGGAAAUAUGCACAGAGGAGAUGUGAUUCGACUCAUGAAUGAGCGUGAUCUGAAGCUUGUUCCACUGUGCGAAAAUAAAGAUCCUCCAGUGUACAGACUAAUGACUGGGAAGCAGAUUCAUGAAGAGCAGCUCAAACGUAGAGAGAAGCAAAAAGCAAGUUCAAAAGCUGGGCCUGUUCAGCUGAAGGAGUUAACUUUUUCUGCAGCUAUUGCAAAACAUGACUUAGAGACUAAAAUUAGUCAGAUUCAGCAGUGGAUUGAUAAGAAGCAUCAUGUCAGAAUUUCUGUACAGCAAAGAAAUGUUGCAGAUGGACCAGAAAAGAUGCUGGCUUUCUUUGAUCAGAUUGUCAAGACUAUGCCCGAGAAAGCUACUUACUUAUCCCAGCCAAGAGUCAUUAAAGAAGGAAAGAGCACAUGUGUUUUAAGACACAUGUCAGAAAAAGAAGUUAAUGAGUACAGGAAAAUGGAAAAAGAAAAACAGACAGACAUUCGGAACAAGGAGAGUGGAAAUGAAACUGAGUCGAGUGAACUGCAGUGAUUUUAACCAAACACUUGAAUUGACUAUAAAACAAAAUAUUCAGUUUUCUACAUAAGCCAUUAUAAACUGACCCAUGUGAUAAUAAAACAAUUGUCAAUUCUG
Chrysemys picta bellii (western painted turtle) is the source of this 3895-nucleotide messenger RNA. Lineage: Eukaryota; Metazoa; Chordata; Testudines; Emydidae. The record is from RefSeq and is a predicted model, not a curated record.